AUGUUGGGAAUUUUCAAGCGUGUAGUCACGGCCUAUCUGGCCUUGACAGUCACCGUCCAGCCCUCCCUCGCAUCUAUCGCUGCCCAUCCCGACACAGCCCAUGUCCUGAGUCAGGAAUUUCUGGAGAGAUCGCAAUACUCAGACGCCAUCGAGUACGGACAGUGCUACAAGAUCAAGAAUAAGGAUGGAGAAGACCUCGGUCAUCUGCCAGCCUAUCCGAACUGGAACUACCUUGGGUUUGGGUCAAACGUCAAGGCUGCCCAUUUCAAGGUCUGCCAGAAUCUCGGACGCUGCAAAGACCCAAACAGAGGAAGUCAGGAACUCUACACUGGCGCUCGUUUCUGGCUCUUCGAUGUCGAGGGAAACACCUACUCGCCACGUGGAGAAUUUGUUGCGUCAAACUCUCCUCCUUUCGGCGCAAACAGGAACAUGUAUCCUGGCGGCCUUGGGUAUCGGUACUAUGUUAACUUUUGGGUUGAUAACGACUGCACCGACUCAGAGAACCAUGCAUCGCGCCGCUGCAAUGUCAAACUGCACAUUGACAACUUGCGAGAUGACAAGGGCUUGGCCAUCCAAGGAAAUGCUUUAAAGACUACUACAAAGGAUGAUUCUAUCAUUGUGUCUUUUCAUGAGGUAGACUGUCCGGACACAAAGAUUCUGCAAGAACAAAACUAUGAUCUCUGA
Messenger RNA from Fusarium poae, 684 nucleotides. RefSeq lists its product as uncharacterized. The coding region runs from base 1 to 684 and encodes 227 amino acids. The record is from RefSeq and is a predicted model, not a curated record. Lineage: Eukaryota; Fungi; Ascomycota; Sordariomycetes; Hypocreales; Nectriaceae. The transcript has a single exon.